This is a messenger RNA of Suillus subalutaceus, 660 nucleotides long. RefSeq lists its product as uncharacterized. The transcript has 5 exons. The coding region runs from base 1 to 660 and encodes 219 amino acids. The record is from RefSeq and is a predicted model, not a curated record. NCBI's taxonomy places the organism in Eukaryota, Fungi, Basidiomycota, Agaricomycetes, Boletales, Suillaceae.
AUGCUUCCAAAUGGCAGUGAUAAGACAUUCCGAAUGUGUGGAUGGUCCCCUGCAGCAACUUCCAUUAUUGACAUAUCACACAGAGAUACUCUAUCCAACAGCAUCAUUCGUCUUGAUCUCUCCGCAAGAAGGGGUGGCAUUCUCUACCCAUACACUUCGCGGACGCACUCGAACCCCAUCGCAAGUCUUCACAACUUCAACCCUACCAGUCCCCGCUGGUCCCCCUACUCCCAAACUUGUCACCCUCUUGCUCCCCUACUCCCAAAUUCACCAAGGCGGUCUCUUUUUCAGCAAACCAAAUUUCUGGGAAUGGUGAACUCCAAUGACUCCAAAAUCCCCAAACCAGAUGGUGAAGCAGGGCGCCCGGCUCAUGGGGGAUACAACCUGGAAAGGGCACUCAACUGGGAUUCUAGUCGAUUCAAGUUGUUAAGGGACUUUGUCCACCGAUUGAUCGACAGUCAUUGUGACACUAGCAAGAGCAAGUCAAGCCAAACAACUGCAGCACUGAAUUCUGUUGAGACAGAGGCUGUCGUUCAAUUUCCGGAAUUGAAUGACUAUAUGGGGCGCUGGCCAGUGGGAGAUCUUAUACAAAUGCAAUUGAAAAAUCUUUCUGCUAAGGAGCAACAAAGGCACGCGAAGAAUAAUAAUAGCCACAAGUAG